UUUCUAAGUUCAAGUAUGACUGGUGACGCGAACACUUCUAUACCAAAAUGGAUCAAUGCGAAUCUUUUCGAAAGUGUGCUCAAGAAAACCAUUAAAGGGUAUCGGUGUAUACGGAAAUUCGAGGUUUAUCCAGGAUCCGGAACGGGCGAAAAUUAUGCUACGGUUAUGCUGAAAGUGCAAAUUGAAGCGGAAUUAGAUGAUGGCUCCGCACAAUCAACGUCUUUCAUGCUGAAAACGAAUCACGAAAAUGAGGAGAUACGAAAAAUACUUAAUGCCGACAAUAUGUUUGCUUUGGAAAAAAGUGUAUAUGAACAAAUUGUACCUGCUUUCGAGAAGCUAUAUGCCGAUGCUGGAAUUAUAAUUAAAUUUGGUCCAACAUGCUACGACUUGCCCACAGAAGAAUCGCACAUACUUUUGGAAAAUCUAACACCCAAAGGAUUUAAAAACAUCAAUCGACUGGAAGGUCUCAAUAAACAGCACAUGGAAAUGGUUCUACGUAGAUUGGCCAUGUGGCAUGCCGCAUCGGCGGUAUAUGCCCAAGAAAAUGGUGACUACGAUGAUAAAUAUCGUUACGGGUUUUUUCGUGAAGAAGCUAAAGCAAUGAUCGAGUCGAUGCAUAAUAGUUUGCAUUCUCUGCUGAUGAGUUGUCUUCACAAGUAUUCGAAUAGUGAAAUAUAUGCCGAUGAGUUGGAUGCUUUUCAGCCGAAAUAUCUCGAAGAUCUAUAUCGCACCAUUGAAAUCGAUCCCAACGAGUUUAAUGUCUUAAAUCAUGGUGAUUGUUGGUCAAAUAAUAUUAUGUUCCAAUACAACAAUGAGGGUAAUAUUCAGGAAACCUAUUUGAUAGAUUAUCAACUGCCCAAAUAUGGCAGUCCUGCUCUGGAUUUAUACUACUUCAUUUUAUCAUCCGCCCACUAUGAUGUAAAAUUAAGUGAAUUUGAUUAUUUCAUAAAAUUAUAUCAUGAUAUACUCUAUGAAAAUCUAAAAUUAUUGAAAUAUCGGAAGAAACUGCCAACACUGAGAGAUAUUCAUGCCAUACUCAUCCGCCAUGGCGUCUGGGGUGUUUUUACGGCAAAGGGGAUUAUGGCCGCUGUACUUGUGGAUCCCAUUAAAGAUGCCAACUUUGAGUAUUUCUUUGGUGACGGCGAAAAGGCUGUGGCUUUUAAAAUGGCCAUGUAUUCCAACGACCGGUAUCGCAAACAUAUGGAAGCUGUAAUGCCAUGGCUUAAAUAUCGUGGAGCAUUUGACCUUAUAAACUUUGUUACGUUAAGUAUAGUUUUGAAAAUGGCGGGUCACGCAAGCGGCAGUGCUACAGAUACUAUUCCGAAAUGGAUCAAAGCAAACCUUUUCGAAGAUGUACUAAAGAAAACCGUAAAAGGUUUCAAAAACAUUAAAAAGUUCGAAGUCAAACCAGCUGCGGGAGCUGGAGAAAAUUAUGCCACGGUUAUGUUAAGAAUAGAAAUCGAAUCGGAAUUAGAUGAUGGUUCCGUUAAGCCAAUAUCCUACAUGAUGAAAACCAAUCACGACAGUGAUAUGGUGCGUGAAAUGUUAAAAGCUCACGACAUGUUCGACGUGGAGAAGAGUAUGUAUGAAACGAUUGUGCCUGCCUUUGAAAAGCUCUAUGCCGAUGCUGGUGUGGAAAUAACAUUUGGUCCGAACUGUUACGAAUUGCCCACCGAAGAGUCGUAUAUUUUGUUGGAAAAUCUAACGCCAAAAGGAUUUAAAAAUGUCAAUCGUCUGGAGGGUCUCAAUAUGGAACAUAUGCAGAAAGUUCUACGUAAAUUGGCCAUGUGGCAUGCUGCAUCGGCGGUUUAUGCCGAACAGAAUGGUGGCUAUGAAGAUAAAUAUCGUUAUGGAUUUUUCCGUGAAGAAUCCAAACCAAUGAUGAAAUCCAUGCACGACAAUAUGCAUGCGUUGUUCAUGAGCUGUCUCAAGAAGUAUUCGAAUCAUGAGUUGUACUAUGAGGAAAUGGAAAAUCUCCACUCCGAAUUUCUCGAUGAACUCUACAAAACUGUGAAAAUCGAUCCCAAUGACUUCAAUGUCCUAAAUCAUGGCGAUUGUUGGGCCAACAACAUUAUGUUCCAGCACAAUGAGUUGGGUGAAGUUCAGGAAACCUAUCUGAUAGAUUACCAGCUACCCAAAUAUGGUAGCCCCGCCCAGGAUCUCUACUAUUUUAUUUUAUCCUCAGCCAGUUUUGAUUUGAAAUUAAGUAAAUUUGAUUAUUUCAUACAAUUCUAUCAUGAAAAUCUCUGUGCAAAUUUGAAAUUGUUGAAAUAUGGCAAGAAAUUGCCAUCGCUGAGAGAUAUUCACAUAACCCUCUAUAGACGUGGCAUUUGGGGUCUGUUCACAUCGACCGGAGUUAUGGCUGCCGUGCUGUUGGAUCCCAGCAAAGAUGCCAACUUGGAACAUUUCCUCGGUGACAGUGACAAGGCGGUUGCCUUCAAAAUGGCCAUGUACUCGAAUGAACGUUAUCGCAAACACAUGGAGGUGAUAAUGCCAUGGCUGAAAUAUCGUGGAGCAUUUGAUCUUAGUUGAUUUUCGAAUAUUGUCUUAAUUUAUGUAGACUAUUUAUUUGGUUGUAUUACGUGUGUAUUACUUAAAUAAAUGUUGAUGUUAGUUACA
This is a messenger RNA of Musca domestica (house fly), 2619 nucleotides long. RefSeq lists its product as uncharacterized. The transcript has 6 exons. Lineage: Eukaryota; Metazoa; Arthropoda; Insecta; Diptera; Muscidae. Bases 16 to 2532 code for a protein of 838 amino acids. The record is from RefSeq and is a predicted model, not a curated record.